AUGUCCAGGGUGUGGGUACCACGUGUUGUGGAAAAUCCGAUGGUUGUUGUAAACACUUGCACCAUUAGAAGCACGCUGACGCAACCGGCCGAUUUGCCGGAACGCACGGAGCCUCGCGCGGACGUAGCAUCCAACGUAUGUAGAACUAUCAUCGCUUAUUUCUUCACCGGACGACGAAGCCGCGGUGGUGAACGCUGCACCCGUUUCACAGUUUCUGGGCUGGACUGUGUCAGCCGUGCGGGGACCAGCGCACCAAAGUCCACAGUGAAAUCAGCCACAAACAUUCACAUCGACAUCGAGAGCUGCCGCGAGAACCCGAUGACCACGGAAAAUGUGGUACUGUCAGCCUGUAGCUCCGGCCCGCCAAAACCUUGCCCCAUCGAGAAGCGAUUGGCUAGAUUCAAGGUGCAGCCCUCUGCGAAAACGUGGCUUUCAGGAGUGCUACAAAUAGUAAUACCCCUUGAUGGAGCCAUGCAAUGCGCAAGCAACCUAGCAGGGCUUUACAGAAGAACCUUACCAGUCCCAGACAACUGGGGUGAAUCAAUGGUAAUGCCUAUUUACAAGAAGGAUCUAAUACCAUUUCGGAGCCUGGCCGCCUUGCCACCCGAAGGAAGCACGAGAGCCGCGAUACUUCCAAGUUGCCUUAGCCUAGACAGGGAAAAUCGAGAGGCAGAAGUCGCUUUCAAACCGAUUACAUUCUGUCUCAUGGUGACACGCGAAAACUUGACUCAUGAGGAUCAGCCGGGAAUUCGACAGGGCAGAGGGUACGUUGAACACAACCUCAUACUCCGCCAUAUGCACGGACGACCCACCAUCCUGGUAUUCCUUAGCUUCAAGGAUGCGUUUGGUUCAGUCGUUCGGCCAGCGAUUGAACUAUACUUGCUCAAUAGGCCACUGACCGACAAGAACAAAACCAACCCGGGAAACUUGGGCAAAAGCCUCGAUCCUGUGUGUCAAUCCGUGAAUCCGUGCAGAAGCAACAAAGGCAGUUUGAAGAAGCGCAACCGAAGUUCAUUGAAUCACUGA
This is a messenger RNA of Opisthorchis viverrini, 1026 nucleotides long. RefSeq lists its product as hypothetical. The transcript is spliced from 5 exons. Bases 1 to 1026 code for a protein of 341 amino acids. The record is from RefSeq and is a predicted model, not a curated record. NCBI's taxonomy places the organism in Eukaryota, Metazoa, Platyhelminthes, Trematoda, Opisthorchiida, Opisthorchiidae.